GAAUAAAAAAUAAAGUCAGUAAAUCAAUGCAAUAGACUUGCCGCAAACAUCUUUCAAUUACAAAUCUUCUAAAGGAAAUAUAAAAUAUUCUCUACCAACACUUUAUCUCUUAUCACGUGAUUAAUCAAUGAAACAAAGUAAGUCUUGUCAUUUGAUAUCCUUGAGUUUAAUACAAACUCUAUUAUCAAUCUGGGAUGUUGGAGGGAUUGCUACCAAAUAUGAAAGUUCAAAUAAAGUUUAUUUUACUGAAAUUUUGUCUGAAAAUAAAAAUGUAUGGACUUCAAAAGAAGCAAUAUCAGAAAUCACAGUGGGAGAUCGAAUAUCUACAACAGCUAAUUGUACGAUCAAAAUAUACUGUCCAUUUAAAGGUAACCCAUAUCCACGUGUGAAUUGGUUUUUUAAUGACCAGAUUAUUGACCCUAUUAAAUUUGAAAAUAUUGACACAACAGAACUUCAAGGAAAUUCUGUUUUAGUAAUAAGUAAUUUUGAUAAAAAACAUGGUGGAAUGUAUACAUGCAUGGUAUUUAACAGAUAUGAGAGACAAAAAAGUACUGCAUUUGUGAGGCUGAUAGAGCCGUUUCAGCCAACAAUAUUUUCAACACGUCUUUCUCAGGAGCAUUCAGAUGAUGAAACUGAAGUUGCUAUAAAUAUUGGAACUAAUGCUACAUUUUAUGAUGGAAGUAGUCUUAACAUAAGAUGUGAAGUUAAAGCUGCAGAGGAGUAUUUUAUAACUUGGAUGUUUAAUUCUAUUCCAUUAAAUUCAAAUUCAGAAAGGUUGAUUAUUGAAAAUACAAAACAAGAAAACAGUGGUUUGUAUUUUUGCAAGGUAAGCGACAAAAGUGGGAAAGGAGAUGAACAGUUGUCUCAUAUCACUAUAAUAAAAAAAAUAUUUCCAAAAAUUGUUGAAGGAAACAAAGUAUUAAGGUAUAUAAGAGGUAGAGGAGAUGCUCAAGUUAUGAUUGGUGAAAAUGCAACUGUCAGAGAAGGUUUCACUGUUAAAAUACAAUGUUCAUACUAUGCUGUUCCUAAAGGAAAGUUAACUUGGGAAAGGCAAGGAGUCAUCCUUUUAAAUGAUUACCCAAAUGAAAAGUCUCACGAUGAUAAGUAUGUUAGCCAAUAUAUAAUACGUACUGUUCAAAUGAAACAUUCUGGUGAAUAUACUUGUGUAGCUGCCAACAGAAUGGGGAAGACUGCUGUUUCAUCAAUAAUUACUGUUAUUGCUGCAAAUUCUGGCCCACCAGUUAUUCAGAGUGGAUCUCGGAGAAGAACUGUAGAAAUCUUAUCUUCCAAAGCCUCAAAUGUCGUUAAAGUUGGAGAUUUUGUAAAAAUUGUUGAGGGUGCACCUCUGAAGCUUUUGUGUAAUGCUUCAGGUGUACCACAUCCACAUAUCACAUGGUUUUUUGGUCGAGACCCUUUAGUAGAUGACUCAGUCAUACAAACAUCUACUAUGCUUUUAAUUUUAAACUUUCAGCCUCAUCAUGCUGGAGACUAUAAAUGUGUUGCUAAAAAUGCAGUUGGUGAAACUCGUGCAUUUACAGAAGUUCGGUUGAUUGUUCCCAGUGCUCCAGUUAUUACUAUUGGUCAUUCUGUUUUGAAAAAUUCUGACCCAUUAAAAUCUAAUGUUAUUACAAUUGGAGAUUAUCUAAAAACACCUGGAGGUAGAAAUAUUACUAUACGGUGUCCUGCUAAAGGCUAUCCAAAUGUAGAACUUGUGUGGAUGCAUGAAAGUAAAAUGUUACAAACCUCAGAAAAAUUAAUUGUUAACUCAGCACAAAAAACACUAACAAUAAUAAACUCAGAUGAGUGGGAUACAGGGAAGUAUGCAUGUUUUGCAAGUAACAGUGCUGGAAUUUCAAGUGGAUUUUCUUUUUUAAAAGUUUUAGCUCAAGGUUCACCUAUAAUUACUAGUUCUGAUGCAAUAAAAACUGAUUUUGGAAUUUCACCAUAUGUUGUUAUCGAGAUUGGUACAAAUCUAACUACUAUUACUGGGAAAACAUUGAGUAUUCUCUGUCCGUCUGAAGGUGCAGAGUCAACCUUUUAUGAAUGGACAAUAAAUAAAGAGAAUUUGAACUAUGAUGCACGAAUAAAUGUUUUGAAUGGUAGUGAACUUAUAAUUAAUGAUUUGCAACACUUUGAUGAAGGAAUUUAUCAGUGUAGAGCUUUUAAUCAACAUGGUUUUGAUGCCAUGAUUUCAAAAAUUACAAUCAUCAAAAAACAGGAUGAAAAACGACAACAAAAUGACCCAGAAAAUAUUGAAUCAGAAAAACCUCAACAGAAUGGCAUUAAAAAUAUUGGUCCAGAAAAGCAACAACAAAAUGGCCCCUCAAAUGUUGAUUCAGGUGUAAUUUUUAAAGAUGAAGUUACUGCUAUUAAAGGAUCAACUCUGGUUUUAACAUGUGCUUUACCUGGUGCUACAAGGCCACAGUUAAAAUGGUAUAAAAAUGGCCAAUUUUUAUCUCACAGCAGCAAAUAUUUACCUAGAGGUGAGCAGCUUGUUUUAAAUAAUAUUGAUGACAAAUCUGCCGGGGAAUACACUUGCGAGUUAACUGCAGAUCUUGGUGUUACACUAAUAAUCUAUAAAGUCAAGAUUGAAGAUUUUCAACCUGUCACUAUUAAAAAAAGCAACAAAAUCUAUAAAGUAACUGACAUUAUGAAACAAAUAGAAGUUGUUAUUGGAGACACAGUUAAAUCAAUUCAAGAUGCAAAUAUCAAACUUAAAUGUCCUUAUGUAGCUAGGCCAAAUGCCACUGUUUACUGGUUGCAUAACCAAAAAAUGAUAAAGCAAGGAGAUCUGUUUUUGAUAAGUAAUAAUGCAAAUGAUCUGAUUAUUCCAAAAAUGGAUAAAAGGUAUGCUGGUUCUUACACUUGUCGUGCUGUUCAACAGGAUAGGAAAGAUGAGGCCACAACGCGAAUUGAACUGCUUGAUUCAAAGCGCCCAAUUAUUUAUUCAUCAAAUAAAAACUUGACUUCAGAAGUUCUUUCUAGAGCAAUUUUAAAAAUAAAUAUAGGUGAUUCUCUUGUGGUAAACUUAAACAAACAAAUUGAAAUUACAUGUUUGGGGGAAGGACUACCAAUUCCUAAAAUUCUCUGGAAAUUUAAUGGAGAAACAAUAGAGCAAUUAAACUUUGUGGAUGACCUUAAAAAUGGAUCAAUAUUAGUUAAAAAAGUUCUAUGGGAGCAUAAUGGAAAAUUUGAAUGUUUUUUUUUGAACUCUCUUGGAUUUGAUUAUGCAAGUAGCAGGAUAUCAGUAGUAGGUGAGUUUACUCCUCAUAACAUUAAACCCACUGCACGCAACGUGUUUAAAUUGAAUACAACUAAAGAAACAGUUUUGGUUGAUAUUGGGACAAAUGUAACAAUAAGGACUUAUAAUAAUUUAAAAAUGCUGUGCCCAGUUGAUAAAUUUGGAAAAGUAGAUGUUGUCUGGUAUAAAAAUGAUAAACAGUUGGAGUUAUAUGAAAGCACUAUACAACUUAAUAAUCUUGUAGUAGAGGAUUCUGGGAGUUAUUUUUGUUUUACAAAUGAUCCAGCAAAAUUGAAGUUUGGUUCUGUUGAAGUUAAUGUUUUAGCUCCAUUCCAUGAACUUGUUGAGAGGUCUGAUGUUCAUCAUUUGGAGUAUCUAGAAAAUAAAAUUAAAUUACUCAGUGCAGAUGUAGGUGCACAUGUUCUGAUACUUUUGGGCAAUUCAAUAAGAUUCAGAUGCCCUGUCAAGGAAAACAGCAAAGUAAAAAUUAGCUGGACAAAAAAUGGUGAAAAUUUUGACGUGAAAGGUAACAACUUUUACAGAGUUGUUGAAUUUAAAGAGCAUGGCAAUUUUAAUGUUUCAUGUUUGAUUACAAGCGUGUUAGGCUCUGAUUUCUUUACUUCACAAGUGACAGUUGUUGUACCAAAGUCUCCAACAAUUAUCAAAGUUGAACAAAAUACAACAUCUGUUAAAACAAAUUCUGUAUUUAGCAUAGGUGGAUCAAUAACAAUUUUUGAUGGAAGCAGUGUAGAGAUUAAAUGUGAAACCAUAGGUUUUCCAAAGCCAAAAAUAGUUUGGAAUUAUCAAGGCAGAGAGUUACAAAAUGCCAAAAACGUUUAUUUUAAGGAGGAAAGAGGAAAAACAUUAGCUUUAUUUUCUGUAACAAAAUCAAAUGAAGGCAUUUAUUCAUGCACUGCAUCAAAUGGUUUUGAACCAGAUGAUAAACAGAGUAUUAAAGUUAAUGUUAAAGUUCCAAGAAAACCAACAUUUGUUAAGAAUAAAAACCAAAAUGAAACAAAAAUCUUGCAGAUAGAAGGAAAAUAUUCUUCAAGUUUGAAAAAUAAAAAUACACAGAUUAAAGAUGUCGGAGAAAACUUUGAAGUGUUAGCUGGCUCACCAUUAAAAUUAAAAUGUGAUGUUGUAGGGGAACCGAAACCUUCAAUUGAAUGGAGAAAAGAUGGAGUGUAUGUUUUUAAAGACAGCGAGCAUUUUGUGAUAGAGACAAAUGAUGUUCAUAAUAGUGGUUUAUAUACAUGUACUGCCCUUAAUGAAUUUGGAGCUGUCAGUGAAAGUUCUAUGAUUAACAUUGUUGUUGCUAAAAUACCAAUUUCUCAACAUUAUAAUUUUGAAGUUAUUAAACACACAAACGGAUUGAAAAAUGUGGAUGUUCUAUUUGGAAACAACUUGAUGACUUUUACUGGAACAGAUGUUUCACUGCGAUGUCCAGCUAAAGGUGUUCCCGCACCAAGUUUUACUUUUUUUAAAGAUGGAAAACUUUUAAUAAAUGAAAAAAAUAUUACAGUUGAUAAUUCAGGGUUAUUAAAGUUGUUCAAUGUUAAUGAAAUGUCAUCUGCAGGAGUUUAUACAUGUCGUGCUGAAAAUAUUGCAGGGUUUAUAGAAAUUAACUCAACGCUAACACUCUAUUCUUCUAAUAAGCCAAAGAUUAGUUCCAUUGAAAAAGCACCUUCGUAUCACUACAAUAAAAAUACAAAAGAGAGUGCCUUGUUCUUAACUAUUGGUCAAAACACUACUACAUAUCCCAGCACUAAAAUAUAUAUAGAGUGUCCUGUUGAGGGAUUUCCAACUCCAGAUAUUGUUUGGAAAGUUAAUGAUGAAAUUGUAAUGGAAGAAAGAGAAGCUAAAAUAAGUGACAACAAAACAACUUUAAUGUAUGAUCUUGAUCAUCAAGUUAGUCAAACAAGUUUUACUUGUAUAACAGUCAAUUUAGCAGGAUUUGAUGAAAAAACAUCACUUAUACAAGUUGUUGAAAAAAAGCAAGCAGGUAUUUUGUUGCCAUAUUUUAAACCAUUUAAUGAUGAACAUAUGGAGAUCAAAUUAAACAUUGGUGAAAGUGCAGACGUUUUGGUUGGAUCAACAGUUUCAAUAUCAUGUCCUGUAAUUGGUGAGCCAAUACCUGAAGUAAUGUGGAUAAAGCUAGGAAGACCACUAGGUUGGUUACAAUCCAACAGAAAUGUUUCUAUAAAAAACAGUCACUUAACUUUAUACAAUGUAGAUCAAGAUUUUAAUGGGGAGUACUUGUGCAAUGCAAGCAAUAUAUUUGGUACAUCAAUUAAAGCUUCAACUAUAUUUAUAAAAGAGAAAGAAGCACCAAAAAUACUUUCGUCAAAUAAAACAUUUGUUGCUGGUCAUGGUGUAAAUGUUAUUCGUGUUCUUAUUGGCACAAAAAUCUAUACUAGAAAAACUUCACGAAUAAUUAUUGAAUGCCCCGUAUCAGGAACACCACCUCCAAAGGUAAUUUGGUAUAAAGGUCAACUUGUUCUCACUCAUAUAUUUAAAGACACAAUCACAAUUGAAAAUGCAGAAAAGCAUGAUGGAGGCAUUUACUUUUGUGUUGCUACAAACAUAGCUGGGAGUGUACAAGUUAGCACAGAACUAGUUGUUGGAUUCGAACCUCAAAUGCAAAGUAUUCCUCCUGAUCUCUCUCCUGUUAUCUCACUUGCACAGAAUUCUGAAGUAUUUGUACCUAUAGGAGUAAAUGAGGCAUUUGUUCGAAUGAAUAACACAGUACAUUUACAAUGUUUUACUGAUGCUUUUCCUUCUCCAAGCAUAGAAUGGUUUUAUAAUGGUUUUGAAAUUGAUUAUGGUGAUUUCAAAUUCAAAGCUGCAAAUAACCAUGUUCUUAAAAUUGCAAAAAUGACAACCAGAAAUAGUGGUGUUUACUCUUGUAUAGCAAAAAAUCCGUUUGGACAAGCAAGUUCAAAAUCUAAUUUGUAUUUGAUGGAACCGCCAAUCAUUAAGGAAAAUAAAGAAAUUUUGGUAUUGAGAAAGAUUCCAGAUGAGGUCAUAAAUAUCCAAGUUGGAAGUCAUCUCACUGUUUUAUCUGGAACCUCAUUUAGUUUAUCUUGUUUUGUAAGUGGCUCACCUUUACCAACAAUACGAUGGUUGAGAAAUAAUAUACGAUUUGAGUUGAGCGAACGAAUAUCUUUUGCAACACAAAAGUUAUACUUCACAAAUGUUUUACCUCAAGACUCUGCUACGUAUACCUGUGAAGCUCGAAACAAUUGGGGAAAAGUAAAGAGUUCAACAAUACUACUUGUUGCAGAGCAACCUGUAGCGACUCUGUCUUUAAGUUUUUUGACCAAUUCUGGUGUAUCAACUGUAAGUGAUGAAUCUGUUGUUGUGCCAGCUGGAUCUCAUAUAACUUUAUUUUGUCAUGUGACUGGGUUUCCAAUUCCUCGUAUAGUUUGGUUAAAGGAUCAUGAUGUUUUUACUGGAACUGAAAAAAAAUACCAAUUGUAUAAUCAAUCAGCAAUUGAGGUAGAACAUUUUGAGCCUAAAGACAUGGGGUCCUAUAUAUGUGUUGCAACAAAUAUAUUAGGUGAAGCUACUGGGAUAAUUAAUUUACUAAUUGGAGUUUUGCCAAAGAUCUCAAUUACUUUAGACUCAAUUGUUUCAAAAAACGACUCAGUGAUUGUACAUGUUGGCUCUAAUUUGGAUGUGAUGCCUGGUUCUAGUGUUAGAAUUAUUUGUAAUGCUGCAGGAGAGCCAAAACCAAAAAUAUUAUGGGAAAUAACACCAAAUAUAAACUCUGCUAUUCAGACAGUUCAGGGUAUUCAACAACGUGAAAUAAUAUGCUUCUCCUUUAAAGGUGAAGUAAUGGAUCAUGCUUAUUGUAAUCCACUUCUGAAAAUAUCAUUACAAAGAGAAUGUGAGAGUGCUAUAUGUGCUACUGAAUGGAAAACAUCAGACUGGACAAUGUGUUCUUCCACGUGUGGUGCGGAUGGUAAACAAUCAAGAGUUACGUAUUGUGGUUAUAAAAAUUCUUAUCUGAAAAUAUCUCCAAAAAAUUGCAUUUUGCAUGCAAAACCUGAAACAACUAGAGGUUGUAAUAAUUUUCCAUGUGAUCAAGAGAGUUGCGUAGACCGGAAGGUAGACUGCAGCAUCAUAAAAGGAUUAGGAUUUUGUAAAAUGGAAACAUACAAAAGCCUUUGCUGCGAAAGUUGUCGAACAUUUUGAGCUAUUUCUAAUAUUUGUACAUUAAAAAAAAAAAGUUAUAGUGUAAAUAGAAUUUAAAUAAAAUUCACUUUUAA
This is a messenger RNA of Hydra vulgaris (swiftwater hydra), 7512 nucleotides long. The record is from RefSeq and is a predicted model, not a curated record. Lineage: Eukaryota; Metazoa; Cnidaria; Hydrozoa; Anthoathecata; Hydridae.